AAUUAGGGGAUAAUUUGCCGGCAAAAACAAAAACAAUAAUCAACGUCAACUUUGUUCUUAAAUUCUUUGACAGAUCGAUCUUAUUGCUCCGAUACGAUCUUCCUUCUACGUCAUACCGACUUUCUCUCUCCUCGUUACCGGCGGCUUCUUUAAUCGCUCAAUUUCCGGUAAUUUAAGAUGGGGGUAAAGCAAGCUAUAAAGAAACUCGAUGCGUUUCCUCGACCUGAAGAGCAUUUGUUGCAGAAGACACAAUCAGGAGCUAUUGUUUCUAUCAUUGGCUUAGUCAUUAUGGCGACACUGUUUAUACACGAGUUAAGAUAUUAUUUGACUACUUAUACUGUAAAUCAGAUGUCCGUGGAUUUGAAGCGGGGUGAAACUCUUCCAAUACACAUAAAUAUGACAUUUCCUUCCUUACCAUGUGAUGUUCUUAGUGUUGAUGCUAUAGAUAUGUCUGGAAAGCACGAGGUGGAUCUUGAUACAAACAUAUGGAAACUUCGCUUGAGUAGUGAUGGCCAUAUCAUUGGGACUGAAUAUUUGUCAGACUUGGUGGAAAAGGGGCAUGCUCAUGGCCACUCUCAUGACCACUCUCAUGACCAUGGUCAUGAUAAACAUGAGCAUGAAGAUCCUAAAGAUCAGAAGAACCGUGAUCAUAAAGAUGAUCAUGGGAAUCAGAAGGAUAGUGAUAAUAAAACUGAGCACGAGGUUCAGAAGGAUGGUGAUCAUAAAGAUGAGCAUGGUGUUCAGAAGGAUGGUGAUCAUAAAGAUGAGCAUGGUGUUCAGAAGGAUGGUGAUCAUAAAGAUGAGCACAAUGAUCAGAAGGAUAGUGACCAUAAAGAUAAGCCUGUGGAAUUGAAACAUAAAAGUCAUCUGCAAAGCUUUGAUGCAGAGACUGAAAGCAUGGUCAAAAAAGUUAAGCAGGCAAUGGCUAAUGGAGAAGGAUGUCGGGUGUAUGGUGUUUUAGAUGUGCAAAGGGUUGCUGGGAACUUCCAUAUCUCGGUCCAUGGACUGAACAUUUUUGUUGCUCAGAUGAUUUUUGAUGGAUCAAAUCAUGUAAAUGUUAGCCACAUCAUUCAUGAUUUAUCAUUUGGCCCAAAAUAUCCCGGAAUUCAUAACCCCCUCGAUGGGACAUCUCGUAUCUUACGUGGUGCUAGUGGCACCUAUAAGUACUAUAUAAAGAUUGUUCCUACCGAGUACAGAUACAUCUCAAAAGAUGUCUUGCCAACCAAUCAGUUUUCCGUUACAGAGUACUUUUCACCUAUGAAAGAUUUUGAUAGAACAUGGCCAGCUGUUUACUUCUUGUAUGAUUUAUCACCUAUCACUGUGACAAUCAGAGAAGAACGCCGAAGUUUUCUUCAUUUCCUUACUCGGCUUUGUGCAGUACUGGGAGGUACCUUUGCUUUGACAGGAAUGCUAGAUCGCUGGAUGUAUAGGUUUGUUGAGGCGGUGAUGAAGCCAACUAAGAGGAUGGUAUUCUAAUCAAAAUGCAAAGUUUGAGUUUGAUCGAAAUGCAGCAUUGAGUUGGUGAACUUCAUACGCAUCUCCAAUGGGUCAAUUAAUGGACAGAAGCGUAUACUGUGUCAUUUUACAUCCCUGAGGAAGAAAACAUGUUUUUGGUUGCCCUUUUGAUAUGCCCACAUCUUUGAGUUGGCUUCUUUGAUGAUCAGUUCGAACAACAUUACGGUCGUUAUUAUACAGUAAUAGAUUAUGCCAUGCCAAUUGUAUCCUUUAGGUUUUUAAGAAAUACACAUUCUAGGCUUGUAUGAUAGCGUCUGUAACGAACUUUUUGCCAUUAUUGAACAGUGUAAGCUGAUUAGGGUUCGAGUUAGGUUUUUCUUGUGAUGCUGACCUCAUAAAGAUAAUUUUAUUUCUUCCUUAACUCCAAAGGAAGUUUAUAUUAUGAGUGUGUUUUUUGUAAA
This is a messenger RNA of Amaranthus tricolor (Joseph's coat), 1916 nucleotides long. RefSeq lists its product as uncharacterized. Lineage: Eukaryota; Viridiplantae; Streptophyta; Magnoliopsida; Caryophyllales; Amaranthaceae. Bases 178 to 1476 code for a protein of 432 amino acids. Gene Ontology annotation, cellular component: COPII-coated ER to Golgi transport vesicle; endoplasmic reticulum. The transcript is spliced from 12 exons. The record is from RefSeq and is a predicted model, not a curated record.